AUGAAUACACAAAUUAAAGCAACCAGAUAACCAUUAUCUCAAAUUGAUUUUAAUUAAGAUCUAGAUAAUUGUGGCACAACACCUAAACAUAAAUAAUUCAAAACUGCUAUUACACUAAAUAGUGAUUAUAAGAAUAAUCAAAAUUAUAAUGUCCAAUUCAAGGUCAAAUAGUAGAAUCAAGCAAUAGAUUAACCUAGCAUUAACAAUGCAAGCAGACUUAAUGAAAAUAAUACAAUUUUCAUGAGUCCUGCUCCACUUCGCAGAAAUACUCAAUUUCAAAUAUAAUAAUAAUAAUAGCAAUAGAUUACUUCACCUUUAUAGAAGAACUAUAGUUAGAAGCAUUUUUAACCCAAUUCUCCAAUUACUAAACCCAGCAUGCAAUUUAGAGGAGUAUCUCAAUAACCCUUUAAUUAAAAUGUCUCUCAUACAACAACCCAAAAAUUAGAGUCAGAUGUUCAAAUUCUCAAGAAUCAGAAUCAUGCACUUUAAUAAUAAAUAUUUUAAUUAGAGUCUAAUAUUUAGAGAGGAAACAGCACUCAAUUCAUUAAAGAAUUAGAAAACAAAAUUUUAAUGCUUUCAAAAUUAAACGAAAAAUUAAAUUAAGAUAAUUAACAACUAAUAAAAAUUAGUAAUGUAGAAUAACUCAGAAAAGAAAAGGAUCUCCAAUCCAAACAAUUAGAGGAAUUGGAGAGUCAAUAUGAAAACUUGUUAAAAUAGUUUGAGUAAUUCGAUUGUUAGAAAUUGAAUGAAAUGGAGUAAAUGAAUCAAGAAAAUAAGAUAGAGCAAUUGGUUAUGGAUCUGGAAGAUAAAAUCACUGGAUUGAUAAUUGAGAAUGAGAAAUUGAAUUAAUAGAUUUAAGAAGGGAUGAAAAUUGAUUAAAAUAUUGAAUAACUCUAGUUAGAAGUGCAAUCACAUUAGAUCGCAUAUUAAAAAUUGAAACAUGAAGAAGUCUAAUAUAGAUAUAAAUACGAUACAGCAAAUUAUGAUGAGAAAGUGAGCAAGAGACAUCAGCAGCAAAAUGAUAGUAGUAGAGAUAAAGUAUUCGAAAAUAUUAAACUCUUGGAAGAGGAGAACUCUAAGUUGAGAGGGCUAUUAAAGGAUGAGGAUUAUGAGGAGGAGAUCAAGGAUCUGGAAGAUAGGAUUCGAGUGAUAGCCCAAGAUAAUAAAAAGCUAGAAAUGUAAUUGUUGUAGAAGUGA
This is a messenger RNA of Paramecium tetraurelia, 1197 nucleotides long. RefSeq lists its product as uncharacterized. The transcript has 3 exons. The record is from RefSeq and is a predicted model, not a curated record. Lineage: Eukaryota; Ciliophora; Oligohymenophorea; Peniculida; Parameciidae.